GCUCUCAACUCUGACGGCUCCAUCUACCCUGACUCAGGCCACGCCACUGCUAGCGGCCUGAUUAGAGAUCAUACAGGAAGUUGUCUUGCACCAUUCACAAUUAACCUCGAGAUUUGCUCUAUCACCCGACCUGAGUUGAGAGGUGACUUAGAAGGGCUUCAGUUGGCAUGGGAGCUGGGCCUAUCGCAAGGUCCAGGUUCAGCUCGACUCUCGGUACGUUAUUGA
Molecule: messenger RNA, 225 nt
Organism: Linum tenue
Lineage: Eukaryota; Viridiplantae; Streptophyta; Magnoliopsida; Malpighiales; Linaceae
Source: the annotation of a GenBank genome assembly